Paramuricea clavata is the source of this 2431-nucleotide messenger RNA. The record is from the annotation of a GenBank genome assembly. NCBI's taxonomy places the organism in Eukaryota, Metazoa, Cnidaria, Anthozoa, Malacalcyonacea, Plexauridae.
AUGUACUUGAUUAAGCAUAAAAACAUUACUGAUUGUUCAUUAAAUAAAUCCAAUUUACAUUUAAACAAAUUUGGAUCAGCAUCCUUUGCAAAUAACUUUAUAGAGUUUUUUACCACUGCUUUCAGGUCUACUGAAGAUAUCCAAUAUCCAACAUUUACCAGCAGUUUUAGAACGCAUAGUGAGACGGUUGAGGUGUAUGAUUGUCCACCUGAUAUAUCACCGCAAAUUUCGGAUAAUAUGUUAAAUCCCGCUGAAGUUUUAAAAACUCUUAAAUGUUUCAGAGUUGGUCAUCUUAAUAUUACAUCGCUCGUUAAACAUGUCGAUGAAUUAAGAGUCUAUAUGAGAUACGAACCAUUUGAUAUACUAAGUAUAAACGAGAGGCGCUUGGACGCAGAUAUAGCUAGGGAUACCGUUGGCAUCCAGGGCUAUGAUAUGGUAGCUAAACACCGUAACCGAGAAGGUGGCGGUGUUGCACUUUAUUACCGAAGCACUCUCAAUGUUAUAAAUAGAACCGAUUUAGUCCCCGCAGAAGUAGAAGCAGUCUGCCUUGAAAUAAUAAAGCCUAAAUCCAAGCCCAUGUUUGUUGUGUCAGUGUAUAGUCCACCAAACACCAGCAUUGAAUUGUUUGAGAAAAUUGAAACAUUAUUUCAAAAUUUAGACAACGAAAGAAAAGAGCUGAUACUUGUCGGUGUCUUAAACUGUGACUUCAUAAAAAUGCUGCUAACAACCAGAUGAAAAGGCUGAUCGACUUAAUAAACGUAUUCCAAUUAACUCAGUUGAUUAAAGAACCAACAGGUAUCACAGAUACCACAGCUACUCUUCUUGACGUGGCCAUUGUAAGCAAACCGGAUAAUAUCUGCAGAUCGGGAGUUUUGCAUAUAGGAAUAAGUGACCACAGUUUAAUUUAUGUUUUCAGAAAAAUUUCUUUUGUUAAAAAGAAGAGAUAAAAACCGUGAACGUAAGGAAUUAUCGAAAUUUUAAUCAACAACAUUUCAAUGAUGAUCUAUUUCAUCAUCUAACCCUUUUAAACUCGGAAACUAACGAUCCAAAUAUACUUUGGAAUAAUUUUGAGAAAACUUUCAAUUAUGUCUCUGAUACCCAUGCUCCUUUACGGAGCAAGAGAGUCGCCGUGGCUUACUGAUAAAAUAAAACUCGAUAUGAAUCGUAGAAACUAUCUUAAGAAAAAAGCGGUAAAAAAUAAUUCUUUGUGGUAUCAUAAUGCUUAUAAGGCUCUACGUAACAAGACAAACAAAGAUGUCAUUUGCGCUAAAAGGAAACAUUAUGUAAAUCAAUUGAGGAAACCUUUGGAAACCCUAAACUUAUGUGGAAAUACUUAAAUUGUCUGCUGAAUAGAAAGUCUAAACGUACUGGUAUACAAGCCAUUAAAACUGUCGAGGGAGACGUUGUCGAGAGCCAGACAAUAGCCGAACUGUUUAAUGAGUAUUUUUCUAAUAUUGGUCCGACCUUAUCAAACCAAAUAACAAGCAUAAGUAGCCAGGGUUUUGAAAGUUACAUGACGCAUGAAGCUUCUGGAAUAUUUGAAUUUGCGACUGUUGAUAGCACAAUUGUACUUAAUGAACUGGAAAAUUUAAACUCGUCUAAAUCGAUAGGCCCAGAUAAUAUCACAGCUAAACUGUUAAAAGACUCCAAAGAGACAAUUGCACCUUUCUUGGCAUAAAUAUUUAAUACUUCCCUAUGUAGCGGGAUAUUCCCCGAUAACCUUAAGGUGGCAAGAGUCUCACCAAUUUAUAAAGAAGGUAAUAAAAAAGAAAGAGGUAAUUAUAGACCGAUAUCUGUUCUUACGGCUGUCCCUAAACUAUUCGAGAAGCUCGUAUGCAUACAGUUAACAGAUUAUUUAAAUGCAAAUGACAUUCUAAGCCCGUGUCAGCCAGGCUUCCGUCAGAACCAUUCAACAAUGUCGUCCUUGUUGUCAAAUAGCGAUUCAUGGCUUGUCAAUAUGGAUGCUGGGCUUGUAAACGGAGUUGUAUUUCUUGAUCUGCGUAAUGCAUUUGAUAUGGUUGAUCAUGAAAUCCUCAUUAAGAAGUUAAAAAUUUAUGGGGUUCAAAAUACUGUUCUCAAGUGGUUUAUUUCAUAUUUAUUUGAUCGAAAACAGUUUUGCAAGGUGGAAAUUGCAGCAUCGUCAACCAAAAAUAUACGCUGUGGAGUUCCGCAGGGUUCAAAUCUCGGUCCAUUGUUAUUUUUCUUGUAUGUCAACGAUCUCCCGCACUGUCUGAGACACUCUAGUGCUGAAAUGUAUGCGGAUGAUACGAAUUUGACGGCGUGUUCCCAUGAUAUUAACAAUUUACAAGCCAUUUUAAAUUCGGACUUAAACAAUAUCCAUCAAUGGAUAGUAGCCAAUAAAUUAACUUUGAAUGUUGGUAAAACAGAGUAUAUGAUUAUCGGGACUAUUCUCAAGUCAGAUGGAUAUUAA